AUGGUAUCGACCGACGCGUCCUCGUCGCGCGGCGCGCACGGUGCCUUCCCCACAGCCCUCUCCUACGGCGCGCACGCCGAAGCGGCGCAGGGCUCGUCAGGCAGCAACAACGCGCAGCUGCCGCAGACGCCCGAGCAGCUGUGGUCACUCAUCACCUCGGUCCCCGCCGCAAGCGUCUACUCUGCCCUCCUCCCGGUCUGCCACGGCCUGACUGACGGUCCCAUUGUUCCUCCCGCUGGCAAGAACCCGCGCUUCAACCCUAUCCUUGCGCUGCCCGGCGUCGACCUGCCUAUCGAUAACGCGGCCGUGCGGUCGAUGACGCUCGGUCUGACCUUUGUGGUUACGGCCCGUCUCAAUCUUCCUGGCGUUGGCAAGAACCCCGAGGCUCUGCUCGACUAUGCCUGCCGUCUGGCUACGGUCGGCGAUCCCGUCCAGUUUGACAUGGUUGCGGGUCGUGUUGGCGAGUUUGCGUGGAGCCUCCUCCGCUUCGCCCAGAAGUACAACCAGACUGGCCUUGUUGUCGAGCCCCUCAACGCGCUGUUCACCAACACCUAUCGUCUCCCUUACUUCAACGCCGUACACGCCGUCCUCCUUGAGGCAUGCCUCCUUACCAACAGCCUCCAGUACGGAUACCACUCGCUCGAGGUCACUUACAUUGACGCCCGUGAAGAUACCACCUACCUCGACGUUCUCACCUUCCACCACCAUGCUGGAACCAUUGCCGCGGCCAUUGGCGACUAUGAGCGUGCCACCGAGUUCUUCUCGUUUGCCACCGCCAUGCCCACGGUCGCGCCCUCGGCGAUCCAGCUCGCGUGCGCCAAGCGUGCUGUCCUCUGCGAGGUCCUCUUCUCGGGCAAGGAGCACAGGUUACCCCGCGACGUCGCGGGCAGCGUCUCCCGUCUCCUCUCCAAGGCCAUGCCCGACUAUGCCAAACUGGCCAAGGCGUUUGAGGCGCACAGCUGGGACGCGGUCAGGGAGGCUGCUACCUCUGGCGAGACUGUGUUUGUUGCCGACUGCAACUGGGGUCUGGUCGUCCAGAUUGUCAACUCUAUCACCAAGCGCCGUAUCCUCACCCUCCGUAAAACCUACUCGCGCCUGACCCUUGCCGACCUUGCGGGCAAGGUCGGCUCAAACGACGUCGCAGCGGUGAAGAGCACAGUCGAGGACAUGAUUAAGGCGAACGAGAUCCACGCGACCCUCUCGUCCGCACCCGAGAUUGUCACCUUCCUCGAUGACGACGACUAUGCGUCGCCUGCCCGCAUGGCCACCCUUAAGCGCGCCCAGCAAAAGGCCAAUUGGCUCCAGUACGACCUGACACGUGCCAACUUGAACAUGGGACUGAACAAGAUGUGGCUGCAGAAGCAAGCGCGCCUUAUCGAGAGCAAGGAGAAGGGCGCCGAGGAGAAGCGUGGCAUGUUCAAUUUCAGCGAGGACAUUGGCAUGCCUGUGCGCGGCGUCGGCAGCAACCUCAACGACAUGGGUUUCUAG
Molecule: messenger RNA, 1488 nt
Organism: Apiotrichum porosum
Lineage: Eukaryota; Fungi; Basidiomycota; Tremellomycetes; Trichosporonales; Trichosporonaceae
Exons: 10
Coding region: 1-1488 (495 amino acids)
Biological process (GO): ubiquitin-dependent protein catabolic process
Cellular component (GO): COP9 signalosome
Source: RefSeq, a predicted model, not a curated record